Molecule: messenger RNA, 3716 nt
Organism: Cydia pomonella (codling moth)
Lineage: Eukaryota; Metazoa; Arthropoda; Insecta; Lepidoptera; Tortricidae
Exons: 4
Coding region: 909-2069 (386 amino acids)
Source: RefSeq, a predicted model, not a curated record
AAACCGGCUAAUAGAAGAGAUCACUGAAAAUUUGUAUUUUUAAAAUAGCAAGAAAAUUUGCAACAUCCUACAUGCCUGAUUUCGAAACACUUCAAAUCACUAAUUAAGUAAACAGCCAAAAAACAUUAACAAUCCCAGCAGGUGAUGGGCUGAUGCAGGCAAAUAUGAAAAACCGGUCCGUAAAAAGCUGCCGCUGAAUGCGCUAGGAAGAAGCUGCCUAUCACUCCUACAGAACAAAUAAUAAAUAAAUAAACGAAAAAUUAUCUAAAUUAAAAGUCGCUUUUUAUCGUAGUUAUUCUAAAAACCUUAGUUUGUUCUCAAUCGCAUCAGUUUUUUUCAUUCGAAGUUUACAGAUUUUUUUUUCGGUACACCGGAUUAUUGUCGUAAGAGAGUUUCUAUAUCAUUAUAAUGACUUCAUCCCUUUACCUGCAGAACACACAGAACACAGGGGCCAAAGGAUUUCCUAGAAAUAUCUGUUAAUAAAUUAGGUAUAACUUAAUAUUCAACACGAAUACGAAGUUAAUUCGUUAUAAAUAUAUUUACUUGUAGCCUGAUACAAAAAUACGCUCAAAACAUUAUUAAAAUUAACCUGCAGUAAAAUAAUUGUCCAGGCAUCCAAGGUCUCGUCGUAAUGGCCAUGUUUUUAAAAAUGGAGAACGGCCUGCUCCCAGCAUCUUAUCGCCUGGGGGGCUAAUAGGUUUUUCCUUUCAUCAACUUCAAUAAUUUCUUGACGCUAGGAGCUCUAAUUAGGUAUCAAUUUGACAUACCUAGAAACUUUUUGAUAAGUACUACGUAUUCACGUAUCAACUAUGUUACAGGUGCAGUAACAAUAUUGAUCGAGAUAUUAAUACCUCAAGGUACAUACGAGGACAAUUGAAACCGAAUAAAAGUAACAGAUCUGCGACAGUAUGUUUCUAACGCUCGUAAGGGACACACGCAUCGUUGUGAAUAAAUUUCAUCUAUUCAUUCAUUCACCACUAAGUGCUAUGUCGAAACCAUUGGAAAACGUGUGCGAUCUGACGUUGGUCAUGCGCGUGCGACUAAUGUGCGGGCUGUACAACCAUCGCACCGUGCCUCCGCGCUGGCAACGCCUCGCUCAAGCAUACUGUAUUAUCCUGCCGUUAACAUUCUUGCUAUACGGAAAAAAUAUACAAUCCGUCACCCUCCUUAAUCUUAUAGCCUGGAUUGUUAAUUAUACCGAAUACACCCUCGGAACUCUCGUCUCACUCGUGACAGGAGACGAAUACAUUUACACAUUCUUCACGCAGAAUACCAUGACAGAUGUCACGCUGGACUCGCGCAGAAUAUUCAAUCAUUUGGAAAAACAAAUAAAAAAAGCCUUUAUCGUAUAUGUGCCUUACAUUAUGAUUACUAUCGGGUUAACUUAUGCGUCGAUAUACCAAUUAAAUAUAUUUACUGUAAUGUUUCUAAUAAUACCUCCGACGAUACUUGAUUCUUGUGUAAUAUUAGCAUCCGCUACGAAGCUGUUGAUUUUGGCGCUGUUCAACGCACGUUUGCUGGUGCUAAAGAGGAGGCUGCAGAGAUACGGGUUCCGAAGGGGGGGUUGUAGGCAGCCGCAACCUUACUGUGACAUAUAUAAUGAAAUUCUUCAGAUGCUAGAUAAUACCAACAUUCCGCUCAAACCACUGUUACUUUUCGAUCUGAUAUUUGGAUGCUGCAAAUUAAUAUAUCACCUUUUAACUUCUAUAUACAUUGUAGAAUGGUGGGGACGACCGUUAAGCGAAGUCAUUUGUAUAAUGUUACUCCUCAGUAUAUUGUCUACUAAAAUCCUGGUGUUCUCUUUCGGACACAUUUUCUUGCUGGAGUCUGCUGCCGUACACUGCGAAGAUAUGGCCGUAUUCACUGCCACAGAGCUCAUCAAGACCCCAACGUCGGUACAGCGUCAGCACAUGCUCGCCUUUCUAGACGCGCUGGAGAGGCGCGGCGCGCGCUACAGCGUGCUGCGCGCGCUGCCGCUCAACGCGCGCUUUCUGCUGUCCGUGCUCAACUUCUGCAUCGCGCAGGUCAUCGUUUUUGCUAAAACAGUCAAACCAACAAGAGACUCGUAGAUUGAAGUCGGAUGAUGCCGUAGUAUUAAGGCCGCACACUUACGUCUGAUACUCAUUCCUUAGCGCUUACCCCUGGAAGGGGUAUCAAUUAUAACGCUUAUACUGUUUUCAACUUUCUAUUCAUAAAAAUAGGAUCAAUAUUGCAAAAUUAUGUUUAAAGUGAAGGACUAGGUAUCUAGCGCGUUGAGAGCACAGGUGUCCUACAUUUUUGAAUUAGGAAGGCCCUUUCAUUGUAGUGUAAAUCUGAAAGGGAAACCCCUUCCUAAAGCUAAGCAAAAUGAAGGGGUAAGCAAUCCAAAGGGAAAGCAAAUCUUUGGGGCUAUUCGAUAAAUGACUAAGCCAUUUAAAGGAUUUUUUCUGGAAAGGGAUGGACGUGUCCCUUGACUAUCGUUAGAUAUCUCUUGUUCGUGGCGAACGACUAGUUACUAAAUGUUCUGUACCAUAAGAGUAUUUACUGCACCAUCGUAUAUCCCACUUGAAUUAUUAAAUAUAUUUUUAGAAGCAUUUUCACUUUUGACAUAGGAAAAUAAGGUACUACUAAUGGGCCUUUGGAAAUUGUCAAAUUAGAUGUUUCUGUUUUGCGAGAUAUUAUUGUAUUUUUUUUUUUAAUUAAUCAAAUAAAGUUUUUAUGUCUGGAGUAAUUUUUUUACUUAUCCCUCCAGUGUCUCAUUUUUGGUAUUGAAUAGGUACACUAUAAGAUUUAAUAAAUAAUGUGAGAGGUUUAAUAUUAAUCAUCUUCACAUACAUUCAAUAAUCAUUUGUGUUUCUUAACCUUUUGAACGCCAAGAGCCACUAAAGUGGUCGUGUGCUGUCGUGCCUACCACGCCAACGACCACUAAAGAGGUCAUGGCAGACACUGUCAAAUCAAUUUUACUGUUGACAGAUAAGGUUUAAUUUCGUUUCUCAAUAGUUGACAUAUUGGCGUGUAUGCCACAUUUUGAAGCGAGGGAGAAAGCGUUGAAAAGGUUAACAUGGGUUAAAGGGGUAACGUGGGGAGGGUGGCUUCAUAUUUAUAUAAUUACGACCACAGUUCAAUGCAAACAAACUAGAAAAUAUUGAUUUGGUGUUAUUUAUACUUCAUAUUUGAUAAAAUGCUAAGAUAUAAAAUGAAGCCGCCAUAUGCAUCGGCGGUUAAGUAGGUACUUUCAUUACUUGAUCGAGAAGGAUACGUGUAUGUAAAUACAUAGGUAGAUAGAUAAAUUUAUUGAAUCCCAAUGAAACACAUUAAAGGAACCAGUUCACAUCGUUUUUAACUUAAACUAUGGUAAGAAUUUAAACCUCUUUGCUUAACCUUUUGAACAAACACAAAAAACACAAGUCAUCAGGUCAGAUAGCUUUAUUGUUUCUGUGCAAUGACGACGCCUGUUGCUGAUUUCUGGUUGUACCCUCCUGACGAACCCUGCGUUGCGCAUAUGAAUUUGUCAUUAUUUUAUUAAUGCUUGAUUUUGAUUAAAUAAAGUUAUAUCAUGUCACACAAGUCAUAAACACAAACGACACUCAAACGCCAAGCUCCCGGGCGCAAGCGAGCUAAUGUAAACCUUACUUGAAAGUGUGAAAGUUACUUUGACAGCGUACGUCAUGACACCUAUAGUUGUCCAUGGCGCUGUGGGCACGACUAGUAAUGACGCCUUUACGGGUUCUUGGCGU